AUGCCGAGCCACCUACCCGUCCAACGAAACCACAACCUUAAGGCUGGAACCUAUGAGCUCUUUGCUGACUUGUCUGGGUACCCGGACAACAUCAGGCGUGAUACCAGAGGAGGCUACUGGGUCGCGCUAGGCAAGCAUAUUGUCGGCGUACGCCUAGAUGCUAAAGGCGUGGAGCGUCAAGAGAUAAUAGCUGCAGACAAGAGUGUCACUCUCAGCGAUGUCGCCGAAAAGGACGGCAAUCUAUGGUUAGGGUCGGUAGAGCUCGACUACAUCACCUUUGUUGAUCAAACCUUAUUAGAUUAG
Miscanthus lutarioriparius is the source of this 303-nucleotide messenger RNA. The record is from the annotation of a GenBank genome assembly. Lineage: Eukaryota; Viridiplantae; Streptophyta; Magnoliopsida; Poales; Poaceae.